This is a messenger RNA of Acanthocheilonema viteae, 567 nucleotides long. NCBI's taxonomy places the organism in Eukaryota, Metazoa, Nematoda, Chromadorea, Rhabditida, Onchocercidae. The record is from the annotation of a GenBank genome assembly.
AUGACAACUUCCAAAGUGAUCUCGCAGGAUUCUUCAAAGAUAUCCAAAAUUCGACCUUUCCUUUAUUUGAGUGGUUUGGCACCACUUACGCCAACAUCUCUGAAACCAUUCACUUGUAUCAUCAAUUGUGUGGCAGGUCUUCGACAGAUUGUGCCAUCGCAUCUUUCUGUACUUCAUAUUCCGAUCGAAGAUGACGAAGAAACAGAUUUAAGUCCAUACUGGCAUGCUGUAUUUCGUAAAAUUGAUAAUCAAAAAAGAAAUGGCGGUAAGGUGCUCAUUUUUUGUGGCAUGGGCAUAUCCAGAUCAGCAACUUUUGUUAUUGCAUACUUAAUGUGUCUGGAGAAGAUGACCUUACGAGAUGCCUAUAAGGAAGUACAGAAUAUACGAAACAUUAUUUGUCCAAAUGUUGGUUUCUUCAAACAAAUGAUCGAAUUAGAGGAAAAGCUUUACAAUCAAACUACAGUGAAGAUUAUCACUCCAAUGAAUGGUGUCGAAGUGCCGGAUGUUGUAUGGAAAGAAUUAUACGACGAGAUGAUAGAUGAUAUUAAUAAGAACGGAGGCUCUUGA